This is a messenger RNA of Umbelopsis ramanniana AG, 2070 nucleotides long. RefSeq lists its product as uncharacterized. Gene Ontology annotation, cellular component: R2TP complex; NuA4 histone acetyltransferase complex; Ino80 complex. The transcript is spliced from 12 exons. The record is from RefSeq and is a predicted model, not a curated record. Gene Ontology annotation, biological process: chromatin remodeling; regulation of transcription by RNA polymerase II; box C/D snoRNP assembly. Bases 90 to 1694 code for a protein of 534 amino acids. NCBI's taxonomy places the organism in Eukaryota, Fungi, Mucoromycota, Umbelopsidomycetes, Umbelopsidales, Umbelopsidaceae. Gene Ontology annotation, molecular function: ATP binding; ATP hydrolysis activity; DNA helicase activity.
GCCCUGCUCUGGAUCAAGUAUAUAAAGGACAUCACUUUCGUGUUGCAUAUUUCAUCGUUCACAUCUUAAUACUCCUCUCAAUCAUAAAAAUGGUUUUCAACAUUUUCUCUAUCAAACACAAGAACUCUACUCCUGCAAAUAGUGCUCCCGUUAGCUCUGCCUCAUCAAUCGCUUCCAAUGAAGAUCUUGUCACACCAGUGAAGAAAUCAACUAUCCCAAAAUCUCUAUCAAAGUUCUUGGCUGACCCUAUGCGAAGUACUAAUCACCCUGACGUUGUUGUAAUAAGAAUGGCUCAGGCAAUCACUACGACAUCCUCAGAAGCUAAAGACUUACUUCGCAUGGAGCGAGUCGGUACCCACUCUCACAUUCGAGGUCUCGGAUUGGACGACGCAUUGGAGCCACGUAAAUCCUCCCAAGGAAUGGUAGGACAGCUGAAGGCUCGUAAAGCUGCUGGCGUGAUUCUUCGCAUGAUCCAACAAGGAAAGAUCGCAGGUCGCGCAAUUCUCAUAGCCGGUCCUCCUUCAACCGGUAAAACAGCCAUCGCUAUGGGAAUGGCACAAGCCCUUGGAAGCGAUGUUCCUUUCACAAUGCUUGCAGCAUCCGAAAUCUUCUCUUUAGAGAUGUCGAAAACUGAAGCUUUGACACAAGCUUUCCGUAGAUCAAUUGGUGUUCGCAUUAAGGAAGAGUCUGAGUUGAUCGAAGGUGAAGUUGUUGAAGUUCAAAUCGACUCUUCUGUAACUGGAUCCUCAAAGACCGGUAAAUUGACGCUGAAAACCACUGAAAUGGAGACCAUCUAUGAUCUCGGCCACAAGAUGAUAGAAGCUCUCAACCGUGAGAAGGUCAUGGCAGGAGAUGUCAUCACAAUUGACAAGGCGUCUGGCCGUAUCACAAAACUUGGACGAUCUUUCACUCGAGCCCGCGAUUAUGAUGCCAUGGGAUCUGAUACCAAAUUUGUUCAAUGCCCAGAAGGAGAAUUGCAAAAGCGAAAAGAAGUUGUCCACACAGUAUCUUUGCACGAAAUAGAUGUUAUAAAUAGUCGAACACAAGGUUUCCUUGCCUUGUUCUCUGGAGACACUGGUGAAAUUAAGGGAGAAGUUCGCGACCAGAUCAACACCAAGAUCGCCGAAUGGAGAGAAGAAGGAAAGGCAGAAAUUGUUCCAGGUGUCUUGUUCAUUGAUGAAGUACAUAUGCUGGAUAUCGAAUGCUUCUCUUUCCUCAACCGAGCAUUAGAAGACGACCUCGCCCCCGUUGUCAUCAUGGCAUCCAACCGUGGUAUCACUACUAUCCGAGGCACGAAAUACAAGUCGCCCCACGGUAUGCCCGUCGAUUUAUUAGACCGUACCCUAAUCAUUUCCACCAAUCCCUAUGAAGAACAAGAAGUUAAACAAAUUCUUAGCAUCCGAUGCGAGGAAGAAGAUGUUGAGAUGACUGAAGAUGCGAAGGAGGUUCUUACUCGUAUUGGCAUGGAAACGUCGCUUAGAUACUCUAUCCAUCUCAUCACCGCUGCUCACUUGGUAGCCAAGAAGAGAAAGGCUGCUGCUGUUGACAUUCAAGAUAUCAAGAGGGUGUAUGCCUUGUUUUUGGAUGAGAAAAGAUCUGUCCAAUUCCUCAAGGAACACCAGGAUGAAUACAUGUUCAAUGAGGUACAGGAGGCUGUUGACAGUUCCAACGCAAACGAUGCCAUGGAGCUUUAAAUCAACACGGUUAGAAAAUUAUAAUUCUUUUUCUACUUUUAUGUUUUCUUUCUUCUUUUUACAACAAAAAAACGUUUCUUGCUGUCAUAGCAAUCACUUGUACCAUGUUAUCAUUCUUACUUCCCAUAAAAUUGGUCUGCUGCCUUAUCUAACAUAUCAUCGCAAUAUCCAGGUGAUGGUAGCGGCUAUAAGGUAUAUCCAUGGCGAGGUGGUUAUGGUGAGAGCGGAAUUAGGAGUUUGCGUCGUCAUAGCGAUUGUGGAGGUUGGCUGUGCUGUAACGGCAACGGUCGUCGCCGGGCCAGUUGUGGUGGAUGUUACGGUAAUAAUAGCCCGAGCAUUCAAAGCGACGUUAGCGGCUAGCUCUCCCGCGCAGGCA